AUGUCUCUUCAUGAGUGGUUCGGAGAACGCGAAGUACUACUCACGGGAGUUACCAGUGAGGUAGGCCGCGCUAUUCUCGAAAAGAUUUUACGUGCUUUUCCAAAGAUUAAAGUUUAUGCAGUUCUGAGGUCGCGUUCAGGUUAUAACAAGGAUGAUCGGAUUAAGAGGAUUUUCCUUUCUCCCGGAUACGAGAGACUUCGACUUGAGGAUCCGAAUGCACUUUCGCGUGUGAGGUCCAUAGAGGGAAAUCUCCUUUACGAGAGCCUUGGACUAAGUAAAGAAGAUCAGGCUCUUCUGGCAAAUGUCAGCGUCGUGUUUCAUGCAGCUGGACCACAUGACACUGUCCUCGAGUUCUGUCAAGACCUACCUAACCUCAAAGUGGUUGCAGCAGCCACUAACCUCUUUAGAUAUAGGGGGCAAAUUGCUGAAACUUUACUCAAUGAACAAGUACCUGAUGUUCCACUAGCUUUAAUUCGACUCCCCAUUGUGGGUCCCGUUUACAAGGAACCAAUGCCAGGCUAUGUUGAAGUCAUAAAAGGACCAACGGCCCUAAUGGUUGGCGCUGGAUUUGCAUUUGGACACGCGGACUAUCAGGCUGAAAUUAUUCCCGUUGAUCUCGCUGUUAAUACACUUAUUGUCUCCGCAUGGGAACGUGGUUUAAGAAGCAAAUAUGACAAAGUGUCAGUUUACAACGCGACUUCAAUUGGAUGCUCAUGGGGCGAACUUGUUACAUAUGGAAAUCGAGGAAAUCUAAAAUUUACAUAUCCAACAUUUGGUUUUCGUGGAAUGACGAAUAAUGUCGUGCUCCACUGGUUAGCCGUCUUUUUCACUGACUGGCUACCGUCCGUCAUCUGUGAUACAAUCUUGAAUUUGUUUGGUGCAAAACAGAGGAUCGUUGCUGAACACGUCCGAGUGCAAAAUGCGCUUCGCUCUCUGAAGUCAGUUGCAUCCAAGUCGUGGUCAGUUGAGAGAAAUCACGUCAAUCGACUUUACAAGCGCCUUAGUCCAAUGGAUCAGGAAACAUUUCCCCUCGAAGCUGAUAUCGAUGUUGAAUCCUACGUUUUGUGCGCUGCUGCCGCAAGCAGAAAAUACUGUGUGGAUGAAAAUAACAUUAAAAUUGUUCGAGGUUUUACCAGAGCUAUUAUCUUUCUUGCUAUUGUCAUUUUUUGCUUUACAUUUCUUUUUUAGUUUGAGAGAGAAAAAAAUGUAAAAGAAAAAUGGACAACAACAAUAAAAAAAAAACGUAUCUAAAAACAUCGUUCGAACGUAAUCGAAAAAAAUAUUCUGAAAAUUGAAAAAAUAGAAAAAAAGUAAAAAUAGAAAAAAUAGAAAAAAGUAAAAAUUUAAAAAAUUAAUAAUGUAAAAAAUGUAAAAAAAUUUAAUUGUACUGUUUUUAAGUACAAAUUCUUAUAGGAAAACUAUUUAAUUUUUUGAAGAAAUAUUUCUAGCAGGAGAGACUAAAAUUAAUGUAUUUAU
Leptopilina heterotoma is the source of this 1476-nucleotide messenger RNA. RefSeq names its product fatty acyl-CoA reductase 1-like. The transcript has 4 exons. The coding region runs from base 1 to 1188 and encodes 395 amino acids. NCBI's taxonomy places the organism in Eukaryota, Metazoa, Arthropoda, Insecta, Hymenoptera, Figitidae. The record is from RefSeq and is a predicted model, not a curated record. Gene Ontology annotation, biological process: long-chain fatty-acyl-CoA metabolic process. Gene Ontology annotation, cellular component: peroxisome. Gene Ontology annotation, molecular function: alcohol-forming very long-chain fatty acyl-CoA reductase (NADP+) activity.